This is a messenger RNA of Quercus lobata, 1368 nucleotides long. RefSeq lists its product as uncharacterized. The transcript has a single exon. The record is from RefSeq and is a predicted model, not a curated record. Bases 1 to 1368 code for a protein of 455 amino acids. Lineage: Eukaryota; Viridiplantae; Streptophyta; Magnoliopsida; Fagales; Fagaceae. Gene Ontology annotation, molecular function: catalytic activity.
AUGAAUCUCUUAGCUUGGAACUGCCGGGGGCUUGGGAACCGCCGUGCAGUUGAUGAGCUUGGUGAUUUAAUCCAAGCAACAGAUCCCGGGAUAGUUUUUCUAUCGGAAACAUGGUCGACAAAAGAACAAAUGAAGGGAGUUCGAGAUAAGUUUAAGUUUGAUGGGUUAUUUACUGUUUCUAAUGAGAGUAGGGGAGGGGGUUUGGCUAUGUUAUGGAAGGGGAGUACAAAUGUAUGGGUUGAUAGUUUUUCAAGUUAUCAUAUUGAUGUUAUUGUUAAUGGAGGAUCUGAGAAUGCAUGGAGGCUUACAGGGUUUUAUGGUGAGCCUGAUACAAGUAUUAGGAAUGAAGGGUGGAAUAUGUUAAGGAUGCUAAGUUCCAAACCAAGGCUGCCAUGGUGUUGUUUUGGUGAUUUUAAUGAACUACUACAGCUACAGGAAAAGAGGGGUGGACCACCAAGGGCUCAUAGUCUUAUGCAGAGUUUCAGGGACAUUCUUGACCUUUGUGGAUUUGUGGAUUUGGGGUUUUCAGGUCCAGAGUUUACAUGGCAUGGUCGUCAUAGAGGGGAGUUGAUUUGGGAACGACUAGAUCCGGGUGUGGCCAACUAUGAGUGGUUGGCAAGGUUUCCUACAGGUAGAAUUAAACACUUGCAUUGUUUUACCUCUGAUCAUCGUCCAAUUCUCCUUUCUUUAGAUUCAAAUGGUGAAAAUCAACGGUGGAAGAGAAAGCCAUUCCGUUUUGAGGCAAUGUGGUUGUCCGAUCCAGAGUGCAAGGGGGUUGUUUCAACUGCAUGGGCAUGUAAUCCUGAAGGUACACCAAUGGUAGUGGCAACUAAGAAAAUUAAGAAGUGCAAAAAGAUGCUAAAGACCUGGAAUAGAGACCAUUUUGGGAGUGUUUUGCAGAAAAUUAAAAAAACUAAGGAGCUGUUAUGGGUGGCAGAAGAGGUCUCGGUCAGAACUGGGUGCUUGGAAGAGGUGAAUCGUUUGAAGAAGGAGGUGAAUGUCUUAUAUGAUAGAGAGGAAAGAAUGUGGCAGCAACGGUCUAGGCUUCAAUGGUUGCAAAGCGGGGAUCAAAACACGAAGUUUUUUCAUGGUACGGCUACCGGGAGAAAACAAAGAAAUUUCAUAAAAGGGCUUAGGGAUGCAGAUGGUAUAUGGUGUGAAGAUGAGGAUAUUUUUUCGGGUUGGUUUACUACCUAUUAUGCAGAUUUGUUUAAAUCAUCGAACCCACAUGAUUUGGAUAGAGUGUUAGACGGUGUACAACGUGUAGUGAGUGAAGAGAUGCAAGCUAACUUGGCUAGGCCUUAUAUGGUGGAGGAGGUUGAGCAUGCAAUUAAAGAGAUGGCUCCUUUAAAAGCCCUGAAAGAGUGA